AUGUUCGCCCUCCGCCUCCUGCACGCCUGGUGGGUGCUGCUCCAGGCAGGCGCGGCCACCGUGGCCACAGUACCUCUACGGACGCAGGGGCAGCCGUCGUCGCCGUCCCCUCUCGCGUACAUGCUGAGCCUCUACCGCGACCCGCUGCCCCGGGCGGACAUCAUCCGCAGUCUGCAGGCACAAGAUGUGGAGGUGGAGGGACAGAACUGGACCUUUGCUUUCGACUUCUCCUUCCUGAGCCAAGAAGAAGAUCUGGCGCAGGCUGAGCUCCGGCUGCCGCUGCCCAGCACCAUGGACCUCCCCGCUGAGGGCCGGCUCACCAUUGAGCUCUUCCACCAGCCAAAACUGGACACAGAGCAGGACCCAGCCAAGUGCCUGAAGCGUCUUCGGAUGGAACUGUUCACCCUCACUUUGUCCCAGGUCACUUUUUCCUCAGGCAGCAUGGUCCUGGAGGUGACCAAGCCCCUCUCCAAAUGGCUGAAGGACCCCGGGGCGCUGGAGGUGCAGAUGUCCAGUCUGACCAGAGAGUGCUGGUGGCCCUCCCCCAGCCGCCCUGCCGCUGUCACCGGUGUGCUCCUGAUGCUCUACUCCAACCUGCCCCGGGAGCAGAGGCGGCUGGGUGGCGCCACCUUGCUCUGGGAAGCCGAGAGCUCCUGGCGGGCCCAGGAGGGACAGCUCUCCCGGGAGAGGGGCCUGCGCCAGCGGCGACAUCACUUGCCAGACAGAAGCCAGCUGUGCCGGAAGGUCAAGUUCCAGGUGGACUUCAACCUGAUCGGAUGGGGCUCCUGGAUCAUCUACCCCAAGCAGUACAACGCCUAUCGCUGCGAGGGCGAGUGUCCUAACCCCGUGGGCGAGGAGUUCCACCCCACCAACCACGCGUACAUCCAGAGUCUGCUGAAACGCUACCAGCCCCAUCGAGUCCCUUCCACCUGCUGUGCCCCAGUGAAGACCAAGCCUCUGAGCAUGCUGUAUGUGGACAACGGCAGAGUGCUCCUAGAGCACCAUGAAGACAUGAUCGUGGAAGAGUGCGGGUGCCUCUGA
Messenger RNA from Sciurus carolinensis (gray squirrel), 1041 nucleotides. RefSeq names its product nodal growth differentiation factor (gene Nodal). Gene Ontology annotation, biological process: SMAD protein signal transduction; BMP signaling pathway. Gene Ontology annotation, cellular component: extracellular region. Gene Ontology annotation, molecular function: type I activin receptor binding; growth factor activity; cytokine activity. The transcript has 3 exons. The record is from RefSeq and is a predicted model, not a curated record. Lineage: Eukaryota; Metazoa; Chordata; Mammalia; Rodentia; Sciuridae. The coding region runs from base 1 to 1041 and encodes 346 amino acids.